Aspergillus affinis is the source of this 567-nucleotide messenger RNA. Its product is annotated as Ty1/Copia family ribonuclease HI. The transcript is spliced from 4 exons. The record is from RefSeq and is a predicted model, not a curated record. The coding region runs from base 1 to 567 and encodes 188 amino acids. Lineage: Eukaryota; Fungi; Ascomycota; Eurotiomycetes; Eurotiales; Aspergillaceae.
AUGGACAAAGGGUCGAGUGAUAACGUUGCGAAGGGCGCUCCUCACCAUCCUCCUGUUCGCAAGCGCAAAAGUCCGAAGUCGAAAUUCGAGGAUCUCAAGCAGGGUGCCGAGUUGCUUCUACGAGGAUCCGAGAGUCAGAUCGAAACACCUCCUCCGUUGAGCCCAACCCCCAUUCCCUCCAGGUCGGACGUUCGUAAGCGUCCCUUGCCCGGCAGCGCGUCCAAAGACCUUUUGAAGAGACCGAAGAUUUAUCCUGGCUCCCCGAACGAGGGCGAAGCGGAUGCAACCGCGGAGGAUGCUAAAUCGACCUCGGGAUACGUCUUCAAACUUGCUGGCGCUCCAAUUUCGUGGUCUUCAAAGCGGCAGACCUCAGUAUCACUGUCAUCUACUGAAUCUGAAUACAUUGCGCAAGCCUACGCCACCCAAGAGCUUAUAUGGAUCCAGCUACUGCUUACUAAACUCGAUAUUCAGCGCUUCGAUCCCACAAAAGUCUUUCUUCCAACUCCUACUACCAUUCAAGCCAACAAUCAAGGUGCUAUCGCGUUGGCAAAGAGCCCGGGCUCAUAG